This is a messenger RNA of Microstroma glucosiphilum, 4801 nucleotides long. RefSeq lists its product as hypothetical. The transcript is spliced from 3 exons. Lineage: Eukaryota; Fungi; Basidiomycota; Exobasidiomycetes; Microstromatales; Microstromataceae. The record is from RefSeq and is a predicted model, not a curated record. The coding region runs from base 119 to 4801 and encodes 1560 amino acids. Gene Ontology annotation, cellular component: trans-Golgi network.
GUCCCCACGACUGCGACCCUCUUUUUGACCCUCACAGAUCUCUCAUUGUCUCGACUUCCUCUCAAAUGCUCGAGCUUCAUCGCUAGCUAGCUGUCUCCUUGUCUCGACCUUGCCCAAUAUGGCAGACAUCGCCCCCACGCAGGACCCUGCGGGCGGGCGAAGCUUCGUAUCCCCGGCAAAGUGUCGCAUCUUGCUCACACCCGCUCACCCCAGCGUCACCCCGGCCGAGUUCGAAGAAUGGUCCAGCUAUGUGAGAUCAUUCGAGAGCAUCAGGAUCAAAGACCUGCCUCCGAGUACUUCGGGAAGGACUGGACCAACGCCUGGGUCUAGCCUGCAUACAUAUGGAGAGGUACACCUCUCCUUCAUCACCUCGUACGACCCUCAGCAUGCCUUCCUCGCUCCUUUUGCCAUGCAUAGACAGGUCUUGGGCGUUCUAGGUCUGGGCUCGUAUAGUUCUGCAGUGGACAAGAUGGAGCUUGAGCGAGCUCCCUCCGCACUGCGUGAGCUUCACCCGAAUGCAAUCGUUCAUCGAGCCUACAUGUUCGAUACGGAGGCGAACAAGCCUAGCGCAGCAAAGCCCAAGGAGCCCGAGAAGGAAGGUGACGCUGAGGCUGGCGCAAAAGGAGAUAAUUUGGCGGAUGUAUCGGUCUCGUCAGAGGACAUGGCUGCUCAGAUGGAGCAAUUGGAAGAGGCAGCUACGGCAGCUGGCUUUGCAGGCAGGGGCAACUCAGGUCUCGUCAUCUUCCCUGCUGUGAGAAGAGAUGGCAAAGAUGUGCGCUUCUACCUACGUACCCUACUCCGAGACUUCCUCGGUUCCAUCCUUGAUGGACUGGACAGCAUCGUCAAGGGGCUCGAAGGCAAGCCAUUGGAAACGCCGAGAGAGACUCUCGAUGGUCUUAGCCCAACCUCCUCGACAUCCUCAUCUUCGAGUCUCACAUCUUCAGCAUCAAGUACGGCAGCUCUGGCAGCAUCCCGUGCCUCGUCCUUCUUCAGCUCGUUCGGUUCAUCAGCAUCAUCUGCAGCGUCUGCCUCGCCGCCCAUGGGAGGCGGCAGCCUGCCAGCUGUUCUCAGCCCCGGAGCAAGCUCUGACUCAAAGACGGCAGCAUCGAGAAGUUCCGCAAGUAAAACCACUACAGGGAAGAGGAGUGCAAGCUUAGUUGGGGCCGGUCCCAGUGGAGCCGGUCGCUAUUGCAAGAUCAAAGCUGAUUACGCCUUGCUGAGCGGUGAUCUCUGGGCAGCUAUCAUCAACUACGAUGCAUGCAUGACAUGGCUCGGCAAGGAAAGGGCUCUAGCGGGUGGACAGGACGCCGUCUGGUACGCUAGUGCUCUCGAAGGCUGGGCAGUCACUAGAUGUCUGAUCUUCCGGAUGAGCGGACUAGAGGAGAAGGGGCCCUCCCUCUCUCUGCCUUCGGGCGGGACCAAAGAGAAGGGCAAAGACAAGGAGCUGUAUGAACCACCCUUUGCUCGCUUCGAGUGGGGUGAGGUGGCAGAAGCCUACUCCCUCGCGAUCCAGAUCUACUCUAAGACGCUGGCCCCACCUCGCUAUUUGCUGGACUCUGUACGAUCGGUCAAUCCCGACACACCACGAGAUUAUACCCACCCUCUGAUACAUGCAUCGGCUUGUAUUGCCUAUGCGAGGUUUCUCCUGGCCGUGUGGGCCUCCUCUGGUUGGAAUGGUGAAUGCUUCGACCAGCUCAUCUACGGAGGAGUGCCGCCGGCACUGGUGGAAGAUGCUCGACCAGGCCCGGCCAUGUAUGCCGCCCUCUCCAAGAGCUCAGGCGUGCAGCGGCAUGAGAUUGCCAUCCCGACUUCGCUUGCCCUAUCACAUUCAGUCGCAGCCCUGAAGCCGCCGGAUCAGAUCUCGGUCCUCUGCUCGCUGGCGAGUAUCUAUGGCUGUAUUGGAUUCCCACGUCGAGAAGCAUAUCUGCUACGGCAACUACAAGCCACAGUCGUCUCGCUCUUAGCCCGGACUCUUAUGCUCAAUCCUCGGGAGCCAGUCACCGUCAUGAGUGCACUGAAGCAAAUAGCAGGCUCAGACCAUACCGUCUUGGGAACGAUGGUUACACAGUCGUUGACGAGUGGACUAGGAGAGGGAGCAGACGCAGUCUUGAUUCUAGCUCUGCAGAUCUGCGAGACUUAUGGCAUUAAUGUCGAUAUUGAUCCUCUCAAAAAUAUCCCGCCGCAUCACAUCCUGUCGAGAGCGGCCUUGUCUGGCAAGACUACCACGACACAACAGCCGCUACUGAAGAAAGGUGGUGCGCAAGCACAGGGCAAGGGCGAGUCAGAUCGUCCUACACUCCACGACGAGGCCGCUUUUGGGUGGGCAGAUUUACAAAUUGCCCUUCUCAAAGACACCAUCUGUGUUGCAGAGAUGCUGCAAGACCACGUUGGCAUGGCUUUCUUCGCUACGGUGCUGUUGCGAGACUUUCACGAGCUUCUCUCUGGUGAAGAGCAGCGCAACCUGAUUCGAGGCAUUGCCAAUUGUGUUCGUACAGCUCGGUGGCAGGAUGCUCAAGACCUGGAAGUUCACUACUGGGGCCCAUCCGAUCCCCUGUGUAGCAUCGAGCCGGUCCCCAUGCCUGCUCUGAGACUGCCGACCGAACAUCCCGCAAAGGACCUUGCCGAAGCCGACAAAGAGGCCGAUACUGCAGCACAAGGAAGUGCCCAGGCAGCUGGUCUCAACAAUCCAUUCUUCUGGAACCCGGUGCGAGCAACUGGCGCAGCAAAGCAGCAGAUGCCUUUGGUACAAGAUGAACAAGCUGAGUUCCUCCUCACCUUACAGAAUCCCUUGAAGGCUCCACUGGAGCUGACAAACGUCCGCCUUAGUACAACAGGAGGCGAAUUUGACGCCGAUAGUAUAGAUGUGGUGCUUCCGCCCCUCGCAUACUACACCAUACGCCUGACAGGCAUACCGAGAGCGGGGGCCGGGACGCUCAGCAUCCGGGGCUGCUUCGCCACCCUAGCUGGGUGUUUGGAGAGGGAAUUCAAGGUCGCCCUCAACGACGAGGCGAGCGAGAAACUUCGCCUCAGUCGCGAAGCAGAGCUUGAUGAUCGCCGGACUAGACUCAAGACACAAGGUCUUGAUGCUCGCCCCGCUAUCUUGACUCAGAAGCGUGCUAUAGCUAUGGCCAAGGCAGGUGACGACAAGGUCUCCCAAGCAGUCAAGAGACUACAGCAGAGCAACGCCACCGCACAGGAGCACUUUCUACAAUGUCGGCUCUUGCCUUCUCAGCCGCUCCUCGCGGUUGACUCGCCGUCGCUGACGCAUGGCCAAAUGAUCCUCUUCGAUGGAGAGCAGACGACACUCAAGCUGCGCUUGACGAAUAUCUCGUCUCUGCCAGUCGACUUUGCCCGAUUGUCCUUCAGCGAUGACCUUAGCGAGGACAUCCGGGCAUCUUUGUCGGAAGGGGAUCUUCUCCCUGCUGACGCUCACCAGCUAGAAUGGCAGUUGCUACAUCAACCGGUCUUCACUUGCGCCCGUCGGCCACGCUCGAUCAAAGUCCUGCCGGGGAGGUCCGUCCUCGUGCCGAUUAGCGUGAGAGGAAAGCUAGAUUGCACUAGGGGGACCAUUCAUGUCGACUUCGCUCAUGUGGAUGCACCUGGACGAGGAGGUCUGGUGACGGAGCAGACGAAGAAUUUUCACACUAGACGGACAUCUAUGGCGUUUGAAAUGACCGUAUAUCCUGUCGUAGAGUGCGGCGCUUUAGAUGUUAGGACCAUUGGAGGCGGAGAUGCGGAGAACAUUGUCAGAGGCGCCUCGAAAGGCGCAAAGCGAAUUGCUGUCAACGGGGACAGCCGUAUGCACGAAGAGCAAGCGGCUACCUCUCCUGCUGAUCUGGCAUGCCUGCUCUCGCUGGACGUGCGGAACGUUCACCACCAUGCAGUGGACGUUGAGCUGACGCUAGCUAGAGACGAUGGUCCUCCGCUACACUUCCAGCGCUCUCUGCCGAUUGGCUUGACAGCGCACCUCGUCAUGGCCCUCCCCAGACUCUCCCUUCCAGACUCGAAGGCACUGGCUCCGAUCCCGUCUCUAUCCUCGCGGCAAUUCAUUCUCUCCCGGGUCAAGUUGAGUCCCGCUGAGGAGCAAAGGGAGAGACGGAGAUUCUGGUAUCGCCAAGAAAUACUCGGACGGCUCACAGCUACCUGGACCGAGGCUCGCACAGGGAGGAGAGGAGUGGUAGGGUUGGAAGAGCAGGUGCUGAGUGAUGAGCACGUCGACGUUUUGCGGAGAGAAGACAUCGAAGUGGGCCUGGAGCUACUAGAUGAGCAGGCCCAAGUGCUAUCUCGGGGUCUUGGAGCAGAGAAGGUCUCCACUGCUUCGGCAGAGUCAUUCCUCACUGUCCGAGCGACGAUACUGAAUCAUUCCUCGCGGCCGCUCAAGCUCCUAUAUCGUCUGGUGCCUCUCCCUUCCACCGCUCUCGACACCUCUACGGACUUCACCUCGACUGCGCUCAACCAGCAGCGCAUUGCCUCUGCAAGCUCUGCACCAGGAGCCAAUCCAGCAGGCGGGCAAGCACUCGCUGCAGCGGGAACCCAUUCGACGGAUGCAAUUCUCUCUCAGGUCCUCAUCACGGAUGGGAGCCUCUCUGCUCCGGUGCGACCAUGGCCUCUGCCACCUGGUGAGGAGGCGACGAUUACAACUGGCGUCUGCUUUUUAGCUCAGGGAAGAUAUGCCUUCGUUGGAGCCGUCGAGGAGGAAUUGCAUUUGGGCGGAGGUGAGAAAGACGAGCAGCCCACGGAGAGGAUCAGUGAAGUUGGCAGAAGAAGGCUCGUCGUGGAUGUCAAGGAGCCGGAAGAGUAG